Molecule: messenger RNA, 186 nt
Organism: Funneliformis geosporum
Lineage: Eukaryota; Fungi; Glomeromycota; Glomeromycetes; Glomerales; Glomeraceae
Source: the annotation of a GenBank genome assembly
CUGCUGAAUUUAGGCAAACUAUCAUCAAACGAAUGAAUGGUAAUAAACUUGAGGAAUUUGCUCAAGAGUAUUUUGUCAAUUGUACUCUUUGUGGAAUAAUCAUUACCACUAACUUAGAUCAUGAAUAUGAUGAAGCACAUCUUGUAGCAGUUGAAUUAUUGAACCCAAUUAAGAAUCCUCAAACAU